AUGGAGGUUCGUGUAGUUAGGGAAGACGUCUGGGAGAUGCGACGCCUACUGGAAGCAUUCCUCUCCAAUAAAGAAAUGAGUUCGGAGGGAAUCGCCAACACCAACAGACGCCGUCUGGACUGGGUAGAGGCAUGCAGCGAACAACAGAUCGCUGCCCCUACAGCCAUAGUUAUUUCCAAGGAUCAGCGCACGGAGGAUGAAACUGUAAAGUUUCCCCCUUUGGCCGGGGACAAUGUCACGAACACUAUAGUAGAACCUACAGAAUGCGCUCCUUUGAUGAAGGCAGGUGGGCUUGGCGAUGUUGCUGGGGCUUUACCGAAGGCCUUGGCUCGGCGUGGACAUAGAGUUAYGGUUGCRGCASCACAGUAUGGUAACUAUGCAGAAAUCCAAGAAACAGGAGUGCGCAAGAGAUGUAAGGUGGAGGGGCAGGAUAUAGAGGUAACUUUCUCUCAAGCUUAUAUUGAUGGCAUGGAUUUUGUGUUCACRGACAGGCCUAUGUUUYGCAAUAUUGAGGAAAAUAUAUAUGGGGGAGGCCGAGAGGAUACUUUAAAUAGCAUGAUUCUCUUCGGUAAGGCAGCUCUUGAGGUUCUCUACUGUAAGCAUACCCGGUGCAUUCCUGUGAUCCACAACAUAGCACACCGGGGUCGUUGUCCAGUACGCGAUUUUUGUUAUGUGGAUCUUCCGCAAARCUACUUCAAACUAUAUGACCCAGGAGGUGGGGAACACUUCAAUGUCCUUACGGCUGGACUGAGUAGAGCAUAUCGUGUAGUCACUGUAAGCCAUGGUUACGCCUGGGAGCUGGAAACUAAAAAAGGUGGCUGGGGUCUGCAUCAAAUAAUCCAGCUUUAUGCAUGGAGAUACGGGGCAGUCCCUGUUGUUCUUACUGUUGGUGGACUGAGAAAUAGUGUGCAGCCGUUUGAUCCAUUCGUAGAGUCCCAAGCCAUGUAUCCGAAAUACGAGCUUGAGGACAAGCUCGUAGUCCGGGAAGGGUGUAAUGUUAUGGUCACACCAUCCGGUAAUUAG
Molecule: messenger RNA, 1023 nt
Organism: Nelumbo nucifera (sacred lotus)
Lineage: Eukaryota; Viridiplantae; Streptophyta; Magnoliopsida; Proteales; Nelumbonaceae
Source: RefSeq, a predicted model, not a curated record